AUCAGCCUCCCUUCCAGGCUCCGCAUAGGCACGCUCCGCCCCGUCCGGGUCGGAGGCGGCUCACCCUACUACAUAAAGCAAGCAACCCAGCACCGUCGGCAACCAGGCCGCCUAGAGGCUGGACUCUGUGCACCCUUUUCCAACGGGAACUUUCAAGGAACGCCUCGCCCCGAGGGCCAAUUGAACCGGACACCAUGGACCCUACUGGACUCUCGGGCUGUUACUUCUGCCGUUGCUCCUGAUGGGGACCGUGCUGGGAGAUGGUGUUCAGGAGGCACCAGGAAACAAUGCGGAGAUCUGCCUCCUGCCCCCGGACGAAGGGCCUGCCGGGCCCGGAUCCCCAGUUACUACUACGACAGGUACACACAGAGCUGCCGCAAGUUCAUGUACGGGGGCUGCGAGGGCAACGACAACAAUUUCGAAACUUGGGAGGCCUGCGAUGAAGCUUGCUGGAGGAUAGAGAGUCCAUCAUUUUGCUAUAGUCCAAAAGAUGAAGGACUAUGCUCGGCUAACGUGACUCGCUAUUAUUUUAAUCCGAGACACAAAGCUUGUGAGGCCUUCACCUAUACUGGCUGUGGAGGGAAUGAGAAUAACUUUAUUAACAUGAAGGACUGCAAACAUGUUUGUGUAAAAGCUUUGAAGAAGGAAAAGAAUAAGAAGAUGCCAAAACUUUUCUUUGCUAACAGACGGCUGAAGAUUUGGAAGAGGCAAUUUUAACUUUUUUUUUCUAUAUUUCAUUUUGUGAAUGCUACUGCCUUUACGGUUAUAUCUGAAUAAUAUAUGAUAACAUGGGUAAAUGAAUCAUUAAUGAUUUACUUGCCAGUUUUUAUUGCUACAGGUUACUUUUUUUGUAUAUUUUUAUACAUAACCAGCUGCUAUUCAAAUGUGAAUCUAUUAUUUUUAAGUUACUGUUCACCUAUAUGAGGUUGAAUUCUUACUGUGCGUAAGAUAUAAAAGCAAAUAUGACUCACCCAGUUCUUGGGGUUGUUCUUCCUGAAAUCAGAAGGUGAUAGCAAUUGAAAAGCAGAAGACAGUAUAAUCGUGUUGUCUUAAUACACAUGAUCAUAAAAAGGACCAGCAAAUACAUUUCAUUUUGCAUUUAAAAGUUGAAUUAUAGUUUUAGGUCCAAGGAAACAAACCUGCGGAUUUAUCAACACUUGAGAAAAAUAUACAAGUGCUGUUAGGUAGACAUGAUUAACUUCUAUUUCUAUUGUGUCAUUUAAAGAUAAUAAAAUAACUUUUUUGACUGAAUAAAAAGUUUGCAAAUU
Lynx canadensis (Canada lynx) is the source of this 1268-nucleotide messenger RNA. RefSeq names its product tissue factor pathway inhibitor 2 (gene TFPI2). NCBI's taxonomy places the organism in Eukaryota, Metazoa, Chordata, Mammalia, Carnivora, Felidae. Gene Ontology annotation, molecular function: serine-type endopeptidase inhibitor activity. The record is from RefSeq and is a predicted model, not a curated record.